GGCUGCAUCAGUUCUAACUCUACAGGAACCCUGUGGCUCUUUAUCUCAUUGAUCAUAGUUCUCAGCACCAAGUAAUUUAGUCUCCAGCUUCACAAGUACUAAAUUCACAACAAAGACUCUAACCAAGCUAACUUACCUAUUUAUUCUUCUGAGUGCACUUUGGGUCAGUCAUGUGCACACAUUCAUCUGUCAGUUAAGGCUAAAGAGUAAGGCUCCAUGGGAGUGAGACCCUAAGGACCCUUACUAAAAAAAGAAUAAAAAUAAAAUAUAGAUGAAAGAAAUAGUAAAAAAGGAAAUCACCUGGUGAAAGGAGUAUGUAUGUAUUUUUUACACUAUCAAGAUAAGAUGCGACACUUGGUGGCUGCACUGUCACAGGUCAACUCUCCGCUCCACUCUUGCCUAGCUCCGCUCUCCUCUGCAACCAUGUCUGAUAAACCCGAUAUGGCUGAGAUUGAGAAAUUCGAUACGUCAAAAUGGAAGAAGACAGAAACGCAAGAGAAAAACCCCCUGCCUUCAAAAGAAACGAUUGAACAGGAGAAGCAAACUGGUGAAUCGUAAUGAGGCAGGCGACCCCAAUAUGCACACUGUACAUUCCACAAGCAUUGCCUUCUUAUUUUACUUCUUUUAGCUGUUUAACUUUGUAAGCUGCAAAGAGGUUGCAUCAAGUUUAAAUGACUGUGCUGCCCCUUUUCACGGCCAAGAACUACUGACAACGAUGGCCAAGCCUGCCUCUCCCACCCCUUGGCUGGCAGGGAAGGGAAAGAACUUGCAUGUUGGUGGAGGUGGAAGCUGGGUGGGAGACUGUGAAAUCUAGAGU
This is a messenger RNA of Erinaceus europaeus (western European hedgehog), 817 nucleotides long. Its product is annotated as thymosin beta-4-like. Gene Ontology annotation, biological process: actin filament organization; regulation of cell migration. Lineage: Eukaryota; Metazoa; Chordata; Mammalia; Eulipotyphla; Erinaceidae. The coding region runs from base 319 to 558 and encodes 79 amino acids. The transcript has a single exon. Gene Ontology annotation, molecular function: actin monomer binding. Gene Ontology annotation, cellular component: cytoplasm. The record is from RefSeq and is a predicted model, not a curated record.